AUGAAUACUGGUAGUUCACCAGGUGGUUAUAAUUUUAGAAACAACCAAGAAAACAUGAGGAAUCUCAAUUGUAACUAUUUCAAAAAGCCAGGACACACGCUUGACAAAUGCUAUAAACUUCAUGGCUAUCCACAGAAUUUUAAGCCAAAUAACAAGCAAAGAAGGCUUCAGAAUCCCAAUCAAGGGAAUGCAGUCACAACAGAUGAAGGUUAUGCACAAGUUCAGGCUAAUGAUACAGAGGCAACAAUUAGUAUAAAACAGGAACAAUUAUCACAGUUGAUGGAACUGCUUCAACAAGUUAAAAUUGGUCAGCAAGCUACAACAAGUUCUGAAGUCAAUGUCAAUGCUAACUGUGCUGGUACAUGCUUGCCUAUUAUUCCCUAUUCAUAUAAUAAUUCUAAGAGUCAUAUUUGGAUCUUUGACUCUAGUGCUUCAGAACACAUGAUAUUUGACUCUACUAUCAUAGUUAAUAUCAAACCAUUACUCAGUCUUGUUAAUGUUAACCUUCCUAAUUCACGAAGGGUAAGAGUUACUCUAGCAGGACAAGUAACUAUACACCCAGAUUUGACUCUACACAGAGGCCUUUAUUUGAGGAGGACUCUGGUCCUUGGUGAUGUCAAAGCUGGACUUUAUCUUUUCCAUUCAAUCCACCAAGACAAACUUGAUCCUAGGGUAGUUACUUGUGUAUAUCUUGAUUAUCCUACUGGAAUGAAAGGAUACAGGUUGUUAAACUUACAGACUAGAGAAAUUUUUGUUUCCAGGAAUGCGAUUUUUCACGAGUCUAUUUUUCCUUUUACGAGUCUUCACACUAAUUUCUCUCCUUUAUUUCCUAUCUUUUCCACCACUGAUUUCUCUACAUCUCCAACUCGUAAUUCUACUGAUUCCUCACCUUCUCCUACUUUUUCUUCUUCUUCUAUUCCUGUUGAUCCUUCCCAUAUUGCUCCUUCUGUUGAGACUUCUGUUUCUGUUUCACCUCAUGUUCCUUCUAGCCAUGUUCCUAGCCCCUUAUCUACAAUAUCUUAUACCCCUUCUACCUCAUCUACUGCUCCUCCUAUAUCCUCUUCUACAUCUGAUUCUUCUCCUACUUUUAAUCCUGCUCAUUCACCUAGUGCUCCUAAUGAUGUUUUGCGCAGGUCUUUGAGAGAGCACAAUGCACUUGUCUAUUUGUGUGAUUAUAUUUGUGGAGCAGUACACUUAACUGAUGUCUCUACAUCCUAUUUUCUCUCACCUAUCUCCCCUUCUACUAUUUCUCCUACUGCACUUUCUACUCCUAACCAAAGCCUUUUGAACUCCCUACCAUAUGUACAUGAGCCUUCUAGUUACUCUCAGGCAGCAUUGCACCCUGGUUGGCAAGAAGCAAUGGCCAAAGAUCUUGAUGCCUUAAAGGAUAAUGAUACUUGGCAAUGGUAUGCCCGCUUGAUAGCUGCCUUUAAUUUCAAGGGUUUUACUCACUCCUUAAACGACUACUCUCUCUUCUACAAAAAGAAUGGUGAUUCUAUUUCUUUGGUGGCUGUUUAUGUGGACGAUAUCUUACUCACAGUGCUUCGUGAGUCGUCUGGUCUGAUUCUCUGUCAAUGCAAGUUCACCCUUGAACUUCUUACUGAGUUUGAUUGCCUUGGUCAGUCUUCUGCUUCUUCUCCUUUGGAUCCUUCUUCCAAGCUACAUGCAGGGGUUGGUGUCCCUCUUUCUGACCUUCUGCUCUAUCGUCGUCUAUUGGGGAAACUCAAUUUUCUGACCCAUACUCGUCCUGAUAUUUCUUUUGUCAUUCAGCAUCUUAGCCAAUUUAUGCAGGAUCCUCGUGAGUCUCAUUUCUAUGCAGCUCAUCAUUGCUUUCGAUAA
This is a messenger RNA of Nicotiana tabacum (common tobacco), 1839 nucleotides long. The record is from RefSeq and is a predicted model, not a curated record. NCBI's taxonomy places the organism in Eukaryota, Viridiplantae, Streptophyta, Magnoliopsida, Solanales, Solanaceae.